Molecule: messenger RNA, 1873 nt
Organism: Trifolium pratense (red clover)
Lineage: Eukaryota; Viridiplantae; Streptophyta; Magnoliopsida; Fabales; Fabaceae
Product: phospholipase A(1) LCAT3
Exons: 11
Coding region: 119-1468 (449 amino acids)
Biological process (GO): lipid metabolic process
Source: RefSeq, a predicted model, not a curated record
UAAGUAGUAACAAUGAAAUUAUAAAAAUACGUUUAGUUUGGUAGUAGUAGGUUCACUCAGCAGAAGAAGCGUCAAACAGUCAAGUAGAGUGAGUGAGUCUGGUUGGCACAACUAACUAAUGGGUUUGUGUCCGUGUUUUGGCGAUGAUUAUGAAGGAUCCGAAAACCCACCUGCGGAUCGUGACCCGCUUCUACUGGUUUCGGGCAUGGGUGGCUCCAUUCUCCACUCCAAACCCAAGAAAUUCGGUUUAACAACUCGUGUUUGGGUCAGAAUCUUCCUCGCUGACUUAGAAUUCCGAAAGAAGAUUUGGUCACUUUACAAUCCCCAAACAGGUUACACCGAAUCGUUAGACAAGAAAUCUGAUAUUGUUGUUCCUGACGAUGAUCACGGUCUCUAUGCAAUUGAUAUUUUAGAUCCAUCAUGGUUUGUAAAAUGUGUGCAUUUGACAGAGGUGUAUCAUUUUCAUGACAUGAUUGACAUGCUUGUUGAAUGUGGAUACGUCAAAGGAACCACUUUGUUUGGAUACGGAUAUGAUUUCAGACAAAGCAAUAGGAUGGACAAGUUAAUGGAUGGCCUUAAACUCAAGUUGGAAACUGCUUACAAAGCCUCUGGUGGAAGAAAAGUCAAUAUAAUUUCACACUCCAUGGGAGGGGUUUUGAUCUUGUGUUUCAUGUCACUUCACAGAGAUGUGUUUUCUAGAUAUGUGAAUAAGUGGAUUGCCUUGGCUUGCCCUUUCCAAGGAGCUCCAGGGUGCAUCAACGAUACUCUAUUAACUGGAUUAGAAUUUGUAGAAGGCUUUGAAAGCUAUUUUUUUGUGUCAAGGUGGACUUUUCAUCAAUUGCUAGUUGAAUGUCCAUCAAUCUACGAGAUGUUGGCAAAUCCGGAUUAUGAAUGGAAAAAGCACCCAGAAAUUAAAGUUUGGAGAAAGCAUAAUAAGGAUGGAAAUGUUAACAUCAAUUUGGAAUCUUAUGGACCAACCCAGAGUAUCUCUGUAUUUGAAGAAGCACUGAGGAACAAUGAGCUAAAGUAUAAUGGGAAAUUAAUACCACUGCCCUUUAAUUUAGCUAUCUUCAAAUGGGCUACUGGAACUCGUCAAGUUAUAAGUAAUUCUAAACUACCGGACGGGGUCAGCUUCUAUAACAUUUACGGAACAUCAUUUGACACACCUUUCGAUGUUUGCUAUGGUUCGGAAAAAUCUCCAAUAGACGACUUAUCUGAAAUAUGCCAGACAUUGCCACAAUAUUCUUAUGUUGAUGGAGAUGGAUCAGUUCCUGUUGAAUCGGCCAAGGCUGAUGGACUCGACGCCAUUGAAAGGGUAGGAGUUGCUGCUGAGCACCGUGGAUUAUUACGAGAUAAAACUGUAUUUCAACUUAUUCAAAAGUGGUUGGGUGUCGAGCCAAUUGUUAGCAAGCAAUCUAUGACAUCAAAAGUGGCAGAUGUGAAUGCAAUCAACCCUAUGGUUCUCUAAAUUUGUUUAUUUCUGAAAAUGAGGGUCAUAUCCAUGUGCUUGUAUUCCACGUUGAUGAAAGGAAAGUGUUUUACCACGGUAUCCUUUUUUAGAAAACAUACAAGAAACAUUGAAACACCUAAGCUGCAUAUGCAUUAAAUGGUUUGGUGCAACCAGUUACCGUGUAAUUUUAUUAUACAUUGUGUAUUGUAGAAUUCAAUAUUGGGGGUACUAUAUUUGGUGAUCAUGGGGCAAGAUGUAUCUAUUCUCACAUCUUGAAAACCUGCUGGGUGACUUAGUUCUCAGCAUGUACUGUUAUGAUAAUUUAUCUGAGCAUUAUUAUCAAUCUGCUUUGAUUCAACAUGUUCAAAUGUAAACUCUACUUUCACAGUAAGAAAUUCAAAAACUCAAAUGAGCACUAAAUUA